AUGCUGAGCAGGUUGAUGAGCGGCAGCAGCAGGAGCCUGGAGCGCGAGUACAGCUGCACCGUGCGGCUGCUGGACGACAGCGAGUACACCUGCACCAUCCAGAGAGAUGCCAAAGGCCAAUACCUGUUUGACCUUCUUUGCCACCACCUGAAUCUGCUUGAGAAAGACUACUUUGGGAUCCGCUUUGUGGACCCUGACAAGCAGCGGCAUUGGUUGGAGUUUACAAAGUCUGUGGUGAAGCAGUUGAGAUCCCAGCCUCCAUUCACCAUGUGUUUCCGUGUGAAGUUUUACCCUGCAGACCCUGCUGCCCUGAAAGAAGAAAUAACCAGGUAUUUAGUCUUCCUGCAGAUCAAAAGGGAUCUGUACCACGGCCGCCUCCUCUGUAAAACAUCAGAUGCUGCCUUGUUAGCAGCUUAUAUCCUUCAAGCGGAGAUUGGGGAUUAUGACCCAGGAAAACACCCUGAAGGCUACAGCUCCAAGUUCCAGUUUUUCCCUAAACAUUCAGAGAAGCUGGAAAGGAAGAUUGCUGAGAUUCACAAAACAGAACUCAGUGGCCAAACACCAGCAACAUCAGAGCUGAACUUUUUAAGAAAAGCACAGACGUUGGAGACAUACGGAGUGGACCCUCACCCGUGUAAGGACGUGUCAGGAAAUGCUGCAUUUCUGGCCUUCACUCCUUUUGGGUUUGUUGUUCUGCAAGGAAACAAGAGGGUCCACUUCAUUAAAUGGAAUGAGGUGACCAAGCUGAAAUUUGAAGGAAAGACUUUUUAUUUGUACGUAAGUCAGAAAGAGGAAAAGAAAAUUAUUCUCACAUAUUUUGCUCCAACUCCAGAAGCCUGCAAGCACCUCUGGAAAUGUGGGAUAGAGAACCAAGCCUUCUACAAGCUGGAGAAGUCAAGCCAAGUCCGCACAGUGUCCAGCAGCAAUUUAUUCUUUAAAGGGAGCCGGUUCCGAUACAGUGGCCGAGUUGCAAAGGAAGUAAUGGAGUCCAGUGCCAAGAUCAAACGGGAGCCACCAGAAAUACACAGAGCAGGGAUGGUCCCCAGCCGCAGCUGUCCCUCCAUAACCCAUGGCCCAAGGCUGAGCAGCGUCCCCAGGACCCGGAGAAGAGCUGUUCACAUCUCCAUCAUGGAAGGCCUCGAGUCCCUACGGGACAGUGCCCACUCCACCCCGGUGCGUUCCUCCUCCCACGGGGACACUUUCCUGCCUCACGUGAGAAGCAGCCGGGCAGACAGCAAUGAGCGAGUCGCCGUGAUCGCGGAUGAGGCCUAUAGCCCUGCAGACAGCGUGCUGCCCACCCCUGUGGCCGAGCACAGCCUGGAGCUGAUGCUGCUUUCCCGGCAGAUCAAUGGGGCCACCUGCAGCAUUGAGGAGGAGAAGGAGUCUGAGGCCAGCACCCCAACUGCUGCAGAGAUGGAGGCCCUUGGGGGAGAGCUGAGGGCCCUGUGUCAGGGGCACGGCAGGCCAGAGGAGGAACAGGUGAAUAAGUUUGUUUUAAGUGUCCUCCGUUUGCUCCUUGUGACCAUGGGACUCCUCUUUGUUUUGCUCCUCCUCCUGAUCAUCCUUACUGAGUCUGACCUUGACAUUGCCUUUUUCCGCGAUAUCCGCCAGACCCCCGAGUUUGAACAAUUCCACUAUCAAUACUUUUGUCCCCUCAGGCGAUGGUUUGCCUGCAAAAUCCGCUCAGUGGUGAGCCUGCUCACUGACACCUGAGAAGGCAGGAAUCCUCCCAAUAACUAGUCAGGUGGACCAAGGAGCCCGGCUACCCAUUCCCAGCAAUGGGACCCAUCGCGGAACCAUCGGCACAUGUACCAAGUCCUCCUCUCAUGACUCAAAGUCCACAGCCUAGGAGGGUCGUUUCCCAGAAGAAGAAAGGGAUAGGCUCAUGCCUUGUCUAAACUAACUGGGAAAACUCAUUUCCUUCAGAAGUUCUUUCAAGAAAGGCUCGGCGACUCUGUUUCUCAUCCUCCCAAUUUGCAGGAUAAAAUUUUUGGUUUUGAAUUUUGAUUUUUCAUAGAUGUGUAUUAUUUUGAAAAUAUCAAAAAUAAUUUAUUUUAUUAUUACUGAUUCUCACAGUAGUGUCACCUAGUAGAUGGGACACUAGUUGGAGAC
Messenger RNA from Eubalaena glacialis (North Atlantic right whale), 2112 nucleotides. It is a transcript of the gene FRMD5, whose product is annotated as FERM domain containing 5. Gene Ontology annotation, molecular function: cytoskeletal protein binding. The transcript has 14 exons. NCBI's taxonomy places the organism in Eukaryota, Metazoa, Chordata, Mammalia, Artiodactyla, Balaenidae. The record is from RefSeq and is a predicted model, not a curated record. Gene Ontology annotation, cellular component: cytoskeleton. The coding region runs from base 1 to 1713 and encodes 570 amino acids.